AUGUGUGCCCUGUGUUGAUAUGUGUACUCUGUCAGUAAAUAUAUAUUUAAUUAAAUUAUUUCAUGAAUGUAUUUUACAUUUAAUUUUGAUGAAGAAAGUUUAUUCUUCUCUCCAUUAGCAAGGUCUUGUGAUGGAGCGCGCGGCAAAUAUCCUGAAGUGAUAUAGACCAGGCCAGAGUAGCAGAGGGCAGAAUAGAAACCCUCUCCAAUUCCACUUUAUAUUUGUUUAAAUACUUAUACUUAGAGGGAAAACGGUCAACCAAUCCAAAGUAAAGGACCAAAGAAAAAUAAUGUAUGUUUUUGUGAGGUUUUUGGAAGACGAUAUGUGCUACGCUUUACCUGCUUCAAAUGUGAAAGAUUUUAGACCUCUGCACAAGACAGAUUUUGAUAAUCAGGUGUAUCUGGUUCUCAGAACAGAAGAGAAUGGUGCAGGCCAGCCGGGCAAAGCACAGAUUCUUGCCCUUGCAGAUAACAUUGAUGAGUUUGAACACAAUAUAAUGCAAAAGAAGAUGAAAAUUCCUAAGAUGUCGACAAGGAAUAUGGGAAAUUCAGUUGAGAACCACUUUGGGGAGGAACGACUGCCAUUGAGACAUAAAAAGGCCCAGACACAGGACCAUGGGCGUCCCACAGCCAACUCCUCGAAGAGCCUGGCAGCGGUGGUGGCCCGCCUGGAGAGGAACGCUGUGAGUUCCUGCAUAGAGGGAGAUGAUGACCUGGAGGAGGACAGGCUGGCUGAGUUGGAAGAGGAGGGGGACUCUGGGCCCGAGAAGGCGGUGGUACCGCGGGUUCUGUAUGAGGAGCUGGUCCACAGCUACAGGCAGCAGGAGGAGGAGGUGAGGAGGCUACAGCAGGAGCUGGAGAGAACCCGCAGGCAGCUGGUCCAGCAGGCCAAGAAGCUGAAGGAGUAUGGCAGCCUGCUGACAGAGGUGAAGGAGCUGCGUGACUUCAACAGGAGGCUGCAGGACGUACUCCUCAUGAGGCUCGGCAGCGGUGAGAGUCACACACUCUCCAGUCACCUCUCACUGCAGCCUGCCUUGCACAUCUGUUCAGAGCCUAUGCAUGACAAUGGCACUCAGACAAUCAAAGCAGAGGUGGUGGAGCCCGUCGUUGAGCCACAGGAAGUGUACAGGGAAGAGGCCAAUACCAGCUCCAGCCACUCACCCUCCCCUAGAACAGUCUACACUUGUAAUGAUGGCAAGGUGCACCUGGGCGGGGGCAUCUGGGUGCAGGAAGAGAAGUGGCACCAGCUACAGCGAACACAGGGAGACUCCAAGUUUACCAAGAACCUGGCCGUCAUGAUCUGGGGCACUGAGACCCUCAAGAACAGGAGUGUCACUGGCGUGGCCACCAAAAAGAAGAAAGAUGCCCUUCCCAAGCCCCCGCUCUCCCCAAGCAAGCUGAAAAUAGUCAGAGAGUGUCUGUAUGACAGAGUGUCUCAAGAAACAGCAGACAGCACAGAGAUCACACAAAGAUUGUCCAAAGUGAACAAAUACAUUUGUGAAAAAAUUAUGGAUAUCAACAAAUCCAUCAAGAACGAGGAGAGGCGGGAAUCGAAGCUGCUCAUUAAACAAACUGUCAAGAAAGAGAAUUUUACCUAUGAUGGCAUGUAGUGUCGUAAAGUUGUCACCAUACUGUACCUCUCAUUUUCUGGUGGGUAGGAUCAUGUGUGCCAGCACUAGAGGUUUUCAGUGAGGGCCCAAGGCCCUAAACAAUCCAUCAGCUGUAAGACAGCUUUACCUACCAGUCAAUGCCAUGAGUGGUUGAGUGCUUUGGUGUGAGUCAUAUGAACGGGUGUGAGUAUUUUUACAAGCUUUAAGUAGGACUUUCUUGAACUGCACUGUUGGUUAAGGGCUUGUAAGUAAGCAUUUCACGGUAAGGUCUACAUGUUGUAUUCGGCGCAUGUGACCAAGUUUGAUUUGGCUGGGUGGACCUGGGUUUUUAGAGAUGUUUUUGUGUGGAGAGAUUCUUAAAGCAAUCUGGUUGUUAGAGAAUGCAGUCGCGCUCAAACCAAAUGUUCUGUGUCAGAACAUGACAUUGAGUACUAAUUUUUCUCAGUGAUUUCCCUUGAAAAAUAAAUAUUCUGGUUAUAAGAAGAUAUUUUGGAAUAAUCAUGUUCGUGUGUGUGGUGGAAAGGUUAGCCAUGACGAAGGCCUUAGUGUUGAGGUCUCUGUGUGUGCUAUUGGUACUUAAUGUGUUUUGGGGAGGAUGUAAAGAUGCACUUUUACAACAAGGUCUUAAUUGAUCGAGGCCACAUUGCACAGAUAUUCUGUUGCCCUAGAGAUUAUUGCUAGGUAUCUUCCAUGGAAAUAUGGAUUUCCAUAGUAUAGAGCACCAAUGAACAUUAAGAGUUUGGUUCAGAGGUUUAUCAUUGUUUCAGUGCGGUGCUUGUCCAUGUCAGACUAGCAACGUUCUUGAGAAGACACAAUAUGUUAUUUUCUGGAUACUUGGUUCACAGUAUUUAUCUAUCCUACUUGCGAGAUCCAAUUCAAGAAUUUAUUUUAAGAAUGGGAAAUGUCAGAAUAAUAGUAGAGAUUUAUUUCAGCUUUUAUUUCUUUCAUCACAUUCCCAGUGGGUCAGACGUUUACAUGAACUCAAUUAGUAUUUGAUAGCAUUGCCUUUAAAUUGUUUAACUUGGGUCAAACGUUUCGGGUAGUCUUCCACAAGCUUCCCACAAUAAGUUGGGUGAAUUUUGGCCCGUUCCUCCUGACAGAGCUGGUGUAACUGAGUCAGGUUUGUAGGCCUCCUUGCUUGCCCACACUUUUUCAGUUCUGCCCACAUAUUUUCCAUGGGAUUGAGGUCAGGGCUUUGAUGGCCACUCCAAUACCUUGACUUGGUUGUCCUUAAGACAUUUUGCCACAUCUGGGGCGGCAGGUAGCCUAGUGGUUAGAGCGUUGGACUAGUAACCGAAAGGUUGCUAGAUCAAAUCCCCGAGCUGACAAGGUACAAAUCUGUCGUUCUGCCCCUGAAAAAGGCAGUUAACCCACUGUUCCUAGGCUGUCAUUGAAAAGAAGAAUUUGUUCUUAACUGACUUGCCUUGUUAAAUAAAGGUAAAAUAAAAAAUUAAACGUUGGAAGUAUGCUUGGGUUCAUUGUCCAUUUGGAAGACCCAUUUGCGACCAAGCUUUAACUUCCUGACUGAUGUUGCUCCAAUAUAUUCAAAUAAUUUUCCCCUCAUGAUGCCAUCUAUUUUCUGAAGUGCACCAGUCCCCUCCUGCAGCAAAGCACCCCACAACAUGAUGCUGCCACCCUCGUGCUUCAUGAUUGGGAAGGUGUUCUUCGACCUGCAAGCUUUCCCCUUUUUCCUCCAAACAUAACGAUGGUCAUUAUGCCAGAGGACAUUUAUCCAGAAAGUACGAUCUUUGUCCCCAUGUGCAGUUGCAAACCGUAGUCUGGCUUUUUUAUGGUGGUUUUGGAGCAGUGGCUUCUUCCUUGCUGAGCAGCCUUUCAGAUUAUGUCGAUAUAGGACUCGUUUUACUGUGGCUAUAGAUACUUAUGUCUGCUAAAUGACUUAAAUGUAAAUGUUAUGUCCCUGUUUCCUCCAGCAUGUUCAAGUUCCUUUGCUGUUGUUCUGGGAUUGAUUUGAACUUUUCACACCAAAGUACGUUCAACUCUAGGAGACAGAACACGUCUCCUUCCUGAGCGGUAUUACGGCUGCGUGGUCCCAUGGUGUUUAUACUUUCGUACUAUUGUUUGUACAGAUGAACGUGGUACCUUCAGGCGUUUGGAAGUUGCUCCCAAGGAUGAACCUUGUGGAGGUCAACAUUGUUUUUCUGAGGUCUUGACUGAUUUUCUUUUCAUUUUCCAAUGAUGUCAAGCAAAGAGGCACUGAGUUUGAAGGUAGGCCUUGAAAUACAUCCACAGGUACACCUCCAAUCAACUCUAAUUAUGUCAAUUAGCCUAUCAGAAGCUUCUAAAGCCAUAACAUCAUUUUCUGGAACUUUUUCCGAGCUGUUAAAGGCACAGUCACCAUACUGUUUGUAAACUUCUGACCCACUGGAAUUAUGAUACAAUUAAUUAUAAGUGAAGUUAUCUUGUCAGUAAACAAUUGUUGGAAAAAUCACUUGUCAUGCACAAAGUAGAUGUCCUAACCGACUUGCCAGAACUAUAGUUUGUUAACAAGAAAAUUGUGGAGUGGUUGAAAAAUGAGUUUUAAUGACUCCAACCUAAGUGUAUGUAAACUUCAGACUUCAACUGUAAAUGUCAUUAUUGUAGAAGUUAUCUUUAUUCAAACUGUCCUGCAGGUCAUUAAAACUGUUUUGGAGAAAGGCCUUAGAAUAUGGCAAUUAUUGGGGACUGUGUCCUCAAGUUUUCUAGUAAGCUGUGAUUGUAAAGUAAAGCUGAUAUAGCUUUAAACUGCACUUUGGUGUCUGAAUGUGAAAAGUUGCCAGAUACUGUGUGUGGCUGUAGGUAAAGCUGUCUGCAGCGGCCAGUGUUAGUCUUGAUCCCUGUGGGCCUGGAUUAAGCCAACUUCCUGCUCUCUUACAGCCCUCUUUUUUUGAGGCACACCACUUGGAAUGAAAUAAGGUAUAGUGACAACUUCCAAUGACAUGCCAUCAGAACUUUUCAAAUGUCUUCUUUGUUUUUCCCCAAACGGCUUGUCUGGCUGUCUGCGAUCUGGAAUUAAAUGCUGCAGAUUGAAUUCUCAACUGUGACCAUGUGGCUAACUGUGAAUCACCUGCAGGUCUGCCUGUCAAGCCUUUUUGUCUCAUCACUUUCUAUUUUUGUUUGUGUCUGUCUAUGGUUUUUCUUUAUAGUUCUUACCAUUCGGUCAACCUUUUGUUAAGCUACCAUAUGUGGGGAUAUUUUAGUGUGUAUAUAACUAGUAGUUUCUUUCACAAAUCGUGGAUUUUCAGUUUUUAGUCCGACUUACACGUUACCAUGUUAAAUACCUUUUCGGUCUUUGUCUGGUUUGUUAAUUGACAUUGCAAUUCCUUUGUUACUUGGUGAUUUAUUUUUCUGUUUGUUUAUUUUCGUAAUCAGCGUUGGCUUUAAGCUUGAUGUUGUAUCCCAAAUGUAUAUCAGGAGCAUCUAAACUCAAAGAAAUUAAGUGUCUCUUGUGUGACCUCAAGACAAACCACAACACUCUUGACAUAUCUUAUGUUUCCCCUGUUUUAAGGAUUGGUCAGACUAGCAAAUCAAUCAUUGAAUGCACUUUAAAUCUCUUGUGACCGAUUGUCUAUUUCCAAAGAAAUGGAUUGUUUGCAAAAUGGAAAAAAGACAACGAACAAUCAAUGUAUUAUAUAUUUGAGUUCUGGUUUGCUAUUUGUAUGAACUGAAUAAGUGUGAAGAGUGGUCCUUAGUAAGCAAUGCCACUGGCACUUACUGCUUUAUAUUCCCCAGGUUUAGCCUAUUCCCUCCCACCUGCCACUCCACAGAUAUUGGAAUAAGCUUUAGACCUCAAACUAAUGUGUAAAACAAAGAUGUUUUGUUUUUUAAAGCAACUUCCUUUGAGACAGACGAUAUAAUUCUACAGAGGAACUGCAUAAUAGUUGUUCAAAAUGUUAAGAUAAUCUUGUCUGCUGCUCUCUUGUCCUGUUGUUUCCAUGUUUGACAGUUAUUUUUAUGUGCUUUGAAUUGACCCUAUUAUUUAAAUGAUGUGAUUGUUUAAGACGUAGACUAGGGAGUGGGACGCUGGGAACACUGGAAGCUCUGCUGGAAUGAUAUCCUGGUUGAAUGAUUGCCAAAAAUAAUCUACAGCCCUUUUCAGUCCACUGUUAUUUUUGUCAAACAAAUGUUCAAAUCUGAGAAAUUGCACAUUCCCUGUAUUUUGUGGUGCGGUGGAGUAGUUAAGAAAAAAGUCCAGUUUUAUAACCGGCCCCUCCCUCUCUGUUUGGACAACUAAUGGUUAAGGUGGGCACGGCAAUUUACUAUACAAUACAUGGCUUGUCGUCACUCAGCCCUCACAGCCAUUGGUCCCUUUAUGGCCCGCCAUGUCAUGUUGCAGCUUUGCUGUUAUUGACAGUAGAAUCACGCUGAACCCUAGGCUGCACUAGAUGCCAAGCUAUCGCUAGUGGUUAAACAUUGGAUCCAUCUGUGUUACCAGACAGGAUAAUGUGUUGGAAUGGCUAUAGAGCAGGGAAGGGCAGCUCUGAGCCACAGGGAUGGCAGACUCCAUCAGCUCACUACAAACAGAUAGCAUGGGAACUGACUGGGGAUGGGGAAUUGGGUGGGUUGACAUAUCAAACAAACAAGGACUGUACUGUGCUAUUUCAUCUAAUGUGAUUCACAAAUUCAAGGACCUUGGCAAUGGAGAUGUGCAUUACGAAUGGAUUGUGUGCUCUUAACUGAUUGUGUAGCGGUGCUGGAUAUAUUGAGUGUUGUUGUGGAUGAGUGGUAAUAAUAAGACAAGGUAUUGAAUGCUGACGAUGUAGCGGGGAAAGCUGGUGAGGAGAUAGGCUGGGUUUGAACUUGCACAACAACGACCCUUGCCAAGUUUAGUCCAGAAUUAUCUAAGUUACCACAGA
Molecule: messenger RNA, 6462 nt
Organism: Oncorhynchus keta (chum salmon)
Lineage: Eukaryota; Metazoa; Chordata; Actinopteri; Salmoniformes; Salmonidae
Product: BEN domain-containing protein 5-like
Exons: 6
Coding region: 290-1609 (439 amino acids)
Biological process (GO): negative regulation of DNA-templated transcription
Molecular function (GO): DNA binding
Source: RefSeq, a predicted model, not a curated record